This is a messenger RNA of Acanthosepion pharaonis, 1080 nucleotides long. NCBI's taxonomy places the organism in Eukaryota, Metazoa, Mollusca, Cephalopoda, Sepiida, Sepiidae. The record is from the annotation of a GenBank genome assembly.
AUGUCCUUCAUUCGUUUUAAAUUCCUUUUUAAAAAUGUUCUUUCGGUUUUAAAUUUCUUUCUUCAAAUUUCUUUUCUUCGUUUUUUGAUUUCUUUCUUUAUCUCUUUCAUUCGCUUAUUUUUCCUUUCAUCUUCACCUCUCUUUCACGAUAUUUUGUAUUCUGUUAUUCCUUUCUUUCUUUCUUUCUUUCUUUUCUUCUUUCUUUCUUUUCUUCUUUCUUUCUUUCUUUCUUUUCUUCUUUUUUCUUUUUUUCUUUCUUUCUUUCUUUCUGUCUUUAAGUCCCUUUUCUUCGUUUUUAAAUUUCUUUUAUUAUCAACUUCAUUCGUUCAUUUUCUUUCAUUCUUUCUUUCAUUCUUUCGUUUUCAAUUUACUUUAAUUCUUUUCUUAAGUCUUCACAUCUCCUCUUUCACGAUAUUUUUCUUCACAUUUCUUUCACGAUAUUUUGUAUUUUGUCAUUUCUUUCUUUUUUUCUUAAUAUUUCUUUCUUCGUUUUUAAAUUUAUUUAUCACUUUCAUUCGUACAUUUUUUUUCUUUCAUUCUUUCAUUUUGAAAUUUCCUUCAUUCUUUUUUAAAUCUUCACCUCUUUUUCGCGAUAUUUUGUCAUUUUUUCUUUCUUUCUUUCAUUAUUUUCUUUCUUUGUACAUUGCUUUUGUUUUUUAUACUUCAUCUCCUACUUUCUACACCGUAUCUUCUUUUUAUGUUUCUCUCUAUCUCUUUCAAGGACAAUAUCGACUCUCUUUUCUUCUUCACUUAACCAAUCACCAAGUCCCUUGCGCUGCAUCAAACUACGCUAUCGAUGAAUUUUCCUAUCUAUCUAUCUAUCUAUCUAUCUAUCUAUCUAUCUAUCUAUCUCCUUGUGACAUUAUUACAUUAUUUAUCUGUCCAUGGUUUUUCCUAUCUAUCUAUCUAUCUAUCUAUCUAUCUAUCUAUCUGUAUGUUACAACACUAUCUAUCUAUCUAUCUAUCUUACUGUGUGUCUUAAAAUAUCUAUAUCUAUCUAUCUAUCUAUCUAUCUAUCUAUCUAAUACAAUCUGUCCCUAUCUCUCUAUCCCAUUGUGGCAUUAUUACAUUUAUGAAUAA